Messenger RNA from Rotaria sordida, 522 nucleotides. NCBI's taxonomy places the organism in Eukaryota, Metazoa, Rotifera, Eurotatoria, Philodinida, Philodinidae. The record is from the annotation of a GenBank genome assembly.
AUGGAUGAGAAUGGAUCUCUCUAUGUCGUCGCCUAUGGAAAAUAUGAAGUGAGACGAUAUCAAAUUGGUGACACUGAAGAAAUGGUGGUUGCAGGUGGCAAUGGACAAGGAAAUCGUCUUGAUCAACUCUUUGGUCCCUGCUACGUAUUUGUCGAUCGAGAUCAUUCAAUGUACGUGUCUGAUCGUAACAAUCAUCGUGUAAUGAAAUGGGAAGAAGGUGCAAAACAAGGCAUUGUCGUAGCCGGUGGUCAAGGGCAAGGAAAUAGUCUUACACAAUUGGAUGAUCCUCGAGGAGUCAUUGUUGAUCAAUUGGGCAUUGUCUAUGUAGCUGAUUGGAGGAAUCAUCGAAUCAUGCGUUGGCCAAAAGGAGCCACACAGGGAAGUGUCAUUGUUGGUGGAAACGAUAAUGGAACACAGUCGAAUCAACUCAGUUAUCCCAUGGGUUUAUCAUUCGAUCGACAUGGCAAUCUCUAUGUCGCCGAUUACAACAAUGAUCGAGUACAAAAAUUUAAUAUCGAAUAA